AUGAGGUUCCGCCUUCAUAUUCGUGAACAGCUAUGUCUUGUCAUUGGCAUGACGAGUCUGUUGUCGCUAACCAUCCUCGCUGUCUCGAUCUGGGUCCAGACUGUGCAUCACCUGAACAGCGCAAAAUGGGAGACACUCAUGGUCACGGCGAAUCUGAAAGCCACUCAGGUGGCCCAGGAUAUCUCUUUAAUGGGCACUUCGGUGCAGUCAAUUGCCACCAGAGAUAUUCUCCAGGAUCUGCUGCGCGACUUCAAUAAUGGCAACCAUACCCAGGAUCUCUACGACGCCAUACAGUCUAACCUCCAGGACGCUUUGUCUGGCGGGUCCGACGAUGCAGUUCUUCUGCAAGCUGCCAUUUUCCCCCGCGCACCCCGGCCUGACCAAGGCGGUCGUGCACUGACUGGCGCGACCGGAAGGGGAGCAGCCCGCAAGAUCGUGCUCCCUUUCACGUACCAGAAUGGCUCUGCAGUGCUCUUAGGCGACAGUGGCAGUGGGUUUCCGCCUCAGCUCUAUCCUAACCUCACGUACGGUGACGAGCUAUCCAACCCAAUAUUUGCCAUCUACGAAGAUAAACUGUUGUACAACAACUCGACGCUAUUCCUCGGUCCGCUUUUUCUACACAGCAAUUCCUCGCUCAUCUCAUACACGGUCCCCGUGAACAAUAACACGAGUCGUACCGAUGUGCUUGGGUGGCUCACUGUUGUGGUUGACGGAAAGGCACUGUACGAUAUCGUUGAGUCCCGUGUUGGGCUGGGAAAAACCGGAGAGGUGGUGAUCAUCGGUCCUGCCCGUCCCGACAACCUCUUCGCCGACGAGGUCGAUGGUCGCUCAAAAGCUGAAAAUGCCAACGUUCCACUUCAGUUUGUUCUGCCGCCCUUCAGUAGUCGACAUCCGCUGCGGGCCAAAGACCCCUAUCUUCCUUUUCCCAUGGGAGACUUUCCAGCAGUGCUUCGCGUUUGGUCUGACGAUACCGAGCAGAUCAAUAAUGCUGGAGCCCUAAUGUCUACCCACAACGAGGAAAAUAAGCAAAUAUCAGCUGGCUAUGCCAAGGUAUCUUCCCCCAUUGUUGACUGGGUUGUCGUCUUUGGUCAGGCGCACAGCGAAGUCGUUGCUCCUAUUAAUCAACUACGGAAUACUGUGCUGGCAUGCAUUUUCAGUGUGGUCGGUGCUAUUCUCAUUGUUUCCUUUCCGCUCGCCCACUAUGCCGUCAAGCCGAUCAUCGCGCUCCGAACUGCGGCUGAAAAUUCAGUGACUACGUACGAAGCUUACGAUCCCUCCGAAAAGUCCUCCGACACGGACAGCGAAAAUGCUCUGGGAAAGGCCGACCUCGUCCAGGAGAAGUGCAUGGUCCAGAACGUCUACAAACGGUCUGCCAGGAAGAAGACUCAUGUUCGGCCAGUGCGAGUAUUUAAGAUCCCUGAGCGCGUGCCCGAGCGUCGCCACGUCAUCUAUGACGAAUUAACCGAUCUGACGUGUACCUUUAACGAAAUGACUGACGAGCUCACCAUUCAAUAUGCGAGACUUGAGGACCGUGUGAAGAAAAGAACUGCGGAACUCGAGCAAAGUCGAAAUGCGGCCGAAGCGGCCAACGAAAGCAAGACCUUGUUCAUCGCCAAUGUAUCUCACGAGCUACGAACACCACUGAACGGGAUUAUCGGCAUGUGCGCCAUCGCUAUGCAAGAGGAAGACGUUGCCAGCGUCCGGCAGUCCCUCAAAAUCAUCUACAAAUCUUCGGACCUGCUCUUGCAUCUUCUCAACGAUUUAUUGACAUUCAGCCGCAGUUCCUUUGGCCAGAACUUCGCCAUCGAGGAAGACACAUUUCGCUUGGUGGACGUCGGCUCACAGCUCGUGUCCAUCUUUGAGAAGCAGGCGCGUGAAUCUGAUAUAAGUUUGAGAGUGGUCUUCAUCGGGACCGAACCAACAGAUAUGACUGGUGCUAUCCAAAAGCAGAAGACGAAUGUCCUGGCCAAAGGGCCUGCAGACCUUGGACCUCUGCGGGAAAUAGGAUUGAGAGGGGACAAGAAUAGGAUACUACAAAUUCUGAUGAAUCUCAUAAGCAAUGCGUUGAAGUUCACCCCCGCUAAAGGCGUCGUCGAGGUACGGAUACGAUGCAAAGGAUUUGUGGAACCCGAAGCCAUGCCUGAUGUGGCAUAUUCAAAUACUACAGCUUCCCCGAUCACAGCGGUUAAGGCGUUACAACGACGCGACACUGAGUUCACCCCGCCAAAAUCGUCGCUGAAGGGACUGAUGUUCGACUUUGAGGUUGAAGACACCGGCUCGGGUAUUCCGGAACACUUGCAACAAGAUAUCUUCAAGCCCUUCGUCCAAGGUGACUUGGCUCUAAGCAAGAAACAUGGCGGUGUCGGUCUCGGGCUGGCGAUAUGUUCGCAGCUUGCAGGCAUGAUGGGCGGCACCAUCAGAUUGAAGAGCACUGUCGACAUUGGCAGUACAUUCACACUUUCUCUGCCAUUGCGUUACACGAAGGAGGUGGUACCUUCUGUUUCCGACUCUCUAGCACGACCAAAACCCGGAAGUAUAUCCAGCAGCAUACAGUUUGAGAGCUUCAGUACAAAAUCUCGCAGGUCGAGAGACACGCGACAACCUGGACAGUCGAGACAGAAUUCGCUGUAUUCCACGCAAGACAAGGAUUCCCAGAUGGAUGUGCCCCGCCUCGUCGGGUUCUCCCAGCCCUAUCUGAUAGACGCGAAUGCGAGCUCAGAAAGAGCGGACGUGGUAGUCCAGCAGCCAAAACAAGACAAAAGGCAAAAUUUACCCCACCCAAACAACCGAUUGGCAUCAAUUAUGUCUGUAAAAACGCCGGAUGAGACGAAUGACACGACAGGGAUGAAACUAGAAGAGCAAGCAAAUGGCGUGAACACAGUCGAGAAGAAACCAGCAGCUCCAUCACCAGCGGCUGCGGCAAAAACGUGUUCCCUGAAAGUUCUUGUCGCAGAAGAUAAUCCGGUCAAUCAACAGGUGAUCCUUAAAUUACUCAAGCUCGAAAAAGUGAACGACGUUACCUUGGCCGAAGACGGGGAGGAGGCUUUUGACAUUGUGCAACGAUCCUUCUCUCAGGUGGACAAUGAGAACAAAAAGCCACAGCCUUUCACACUUGUUUUAAUGGAUAUUCAAAUGCCCCGCAUGGACGGAAUUGAAUCCACAAAGAAGAUGAGAGAGCUAGGCUUUGAUGCUCCCAUUCUGGCGCUGACAGCUUUUGACCAUGAAAUAAAUCGAACAGCCUGUCGGGAAGCCGGUAUGAAUGGUUUCCUUCCCAAGCCGAUCAAACGGACGGCUUUGAAGAAGAUCCUUGAGCAAUAUAGGACUUCGAAUGAAAGCAACACGGAAACCGGAGAAAAUAAUGAGCGACAAGGCGACAAAUGA
Cladophialophora bantiana CBS 173.52 is the source of this 3381-nucleotide messenger RNA. RefSeq lists its product as uncharacterized. Bases 1 to 3381 code for a protein of 1126 amino acids. Gene Ontology annotation, biological process: phosphorelay signal transduction system; phosphorylation. The record is from RefSeq and is a predicted model, not a curated record. The transcript is spliced from 5 exons. Lineage: Eukaryota; Fungi; Ascomycota; Eurotiomycetes; Chaetothyriales; Herpotrichiellaceae. Gene Ontology annotation, molecular function: phosphorelay sensor kinase activity.